Acanthocheilonema viteae is the source of this 459-nucleotide messenger RNA. The record is from the annotation of a GenBank genome assembly. Lineage: Eukaryota; Metazoa; Nematoda; Chromadorea; Rhabditida; Onchocercidae.
AUGUUAUUAAGAUCAUUUAAGAGUAGCUACAAACUUGAAAGUCCUCAAGAUAUCAAACUUAUUAUGUAUGUCAUCAUGUGGUAUUUAUUGCAAGCACUUCUGAAAGAAAUAUUUGCAGAAUUAAUUUUGGACUUUCGGCUGAACAUGGGUGUUUUAAGCUUAAAAGUCGAAUUUUCCGGUGGUGCGGAAUCGUUAUUCGAUAUGCAGAAAGAAUUUGAUAUUCGAAUACCAAAUGAUUCAGGGCCGUUGUUUGUUAGUGAUUUGCUGCGAUAUAUCAAUGUUAACUUAAUACCGGAUAAAUCAAGAUCUUAUCUACUGCUGGAUAAGAGCGGCGAAAAUGUACGACCUGGAAUAUUAGUGCUUGUUAAUGAUGUGGAUUGGGACUUAUUGCAGGGGCCUAAAACAAUCCUGGACGAUGGUGACGUCGUUUCAUUCAUCUCUACUUUACAUGGCGGAUGA